AGGAAAAGCGACUGCGCAUGCUCCAGGAAAUAGGUGCGGGUAGGGCCAAGGACGACCCCGCAGUGCGGAAGGCGGCAGCGCAUCUGCGUCAGGACGGAAGCGUGAAAGGGGAGCCGUAGGGAGGGGCCAAUUUCAACUGCGUCACAACCGAAUUCGGCCACACAAUUGCGUUUUUGCUGAACCAGCCACUACGACUCUUAGAUCCCACUCUUACAGUUUGUACUUUAAGCAAUUUUGAAGUCGAUUUUGACCGCGAUCCUCUCACUGCGCAUGCGCUGGUCCGAUUCUACCAACCCUUGGUGAGAAAUGAUCUCGACGGCGGAAGUGGUGGAAGCAGAGGAAAGGGAGGUGCUAGGCCGCUAGGUCAAGCGCACGCGUUCGGAGGCCAGGAAGGAGGCGGAAGAGGGUGCCCGGGGGAAGAGACUGAGCGAAGGAUAAGGCAGGAUAGCCAAUCAGCUGGUUUGAAUUUUCUCGGAGAAAGACGGGCCGGCCACGAGGAGAAAAGAAACAAGCCGCAGCAACAUCUAAGCCCUUGAAAGGAUCCUGAGAGAGGGGGGAAAGGGAAAACAGCAGCCACCAGCCCAACCACUUGUGUCUUCUGCCCCUUCCCACCUAUCUUGCCCACCCCACCAGCCCACGCUGCCUGGGACUUGAAAUCUGUGGCCGAAGGACCGUCACCACAUAACUUCAAAAAUAAUCAACCACCCUCCCUUCCCAAACCCACCCAAAUUCACUCAUCCAGCGUUUACUUUUUUUAAUCCACUCAGAACUUUUUUUCUAAGACCCCCCUCCCUACAUGGAGUUGGGUGGGGGGGGAAAUGAAUACUGAGUUGGCCUUUAUUUUUUUUAAGGAGACUUUUUGAUCCAAUGAGGCCCCCCAAAUAAUUGAGUUUUGGGUCCUGGUUGGUUGUUUUAUUUUUUUUCUCCAAAAUUUUAACCCCCUCCCCCCCUGAGCCCGAGGUGCUGACGUCGCAAAAAAAUUGGAUAAAAACCUCGAUCAUGGGUUCGGGUCCCAUAGACCCCAAAGAGCUUCUCAAGGGCCUGGAUAGCUUCCUUAACCGAGAUGGGGAAGUCAAGAGUGUGGAUGGGAUUUCGAAGAUCUUCAGUCUGAUGAAGGAAGCACGAAAGAUGGUGAGUCGAUGCACUUACUUGAACAUUCUCCUGCAGACCCGUUCACCAGAAAUAUUGGUCAAGUUUAUUGAUGUUGGUGGUUACAAGCUUCUUAACAAUUGGCUGACAUAUUCAAAGACAACCAACAACAUUCCCCUCUUGCAGCAAAUUCUCCUGACCCUGCAGCACCUACCACUCACUGUUGACCAUCUCAAGCAGAACAACACAGCCAAACUGGUGAAGCAGCUGAGCAAGUCAAGUGAGGAUGAAGAGCUCCGGAAAUUGGCCUCAGUCCUUGUCAGCGACUGGAUGGCAGUGAUCCGCUCCCAGAGCAGUACCCAGCCUGCUGAGAAAGAUAAGAAGAAACGGAAAGAAGAGGGAAAGAGUCGAACCACCCCUCCUGAGCGACCGUUGACUGAGGUGAAGGCUGAGACUCGGGCCGAGGAGGCCCCGGAGAAGAAGAGGGAGAAGCCCAAGUCCCUCCGAACCACGGCGCCCAGUCACGCCAAGUUCCGCUCUACUGGACUAGAGCUGGAGACCCCGUCUUUGGUGCCUGUGAAGAAGAAUGCCAGUGCAGUGGUGGUUUCUGACAAGUACAACCUUAAACCCAUCCCCCUCAAGCGUCAGAGUUCCAUAGCUGCCGCAGGAGAUGCUGUGCCCCCUGCAGAGAAGAAAUACAAGCCACUCAACACAACACCCAAUGCCACCAAAGAGAUCAAAGUGAAGAUCAUCCCGCCACAGCCUAUGGAGGGCCUGGGCUUUCUGGAUGCGCUCAAUUCAGCCCCUGUUCCAGGCAUCAAAAUUAAGAAGAAGAAGAAGGUGCUGUCACCCACAGCUGCCAAGCCAAGCCCAUUUGAAGGGAAACCGAGCACAGAACCGAGCACAGCCAAACCUUCUUCCCCAGAGCCAGCACCUCCUUCUGAGGCUAUGGACACAGAACGUCCAGGGACCCCAGUUCCCCCUGUUGAAGUCCCAGAGCUCAUGGAUACUGCCUCUUUGGAGCCAGGAGCUCUGGAUGCAAAGCCAGUGGAGAGUCCCGGAGAUCCUAGCCAGCUGACCCGGAAAGGCAGGAAGAGGAAAGCUGUGACCUGGCCUGAGGAGGGCAAACUGAGAGAGUAUUUCUAUUUUGAACUGGAUGAAACUGAACGAGUGAAUGUGAAUAAGAUCAAGGACUUUGGCGAGGCAGCUAAGCGAGAGAUACUGUCAGACCGACACGCGUUUGAGACGGCCCGGCGUCUGAGCCACGACAACAUGGAGGAGAAGGUGCCCUGGGUGUGCCCCCGGCCCCUGGUGCUGCCCUCGCCUCUUGUCACCCCUGGAAGCAACAGCCAGGAGCGGUACAUCCAGGCUGAGCGGGAGAAGGGGAUCCUUCAGGAGCUCUUCCUGAACAAGGAAAGUCCUCACGAGCCUGAUCCUGAGCCCUAUGAGCCUAUCCCCCCAAAACUCAUCCCCCUAGAUGAGGAAUGUUCCAUGGAUGAGACCCCGUAUGUUGAGACCCUGGAGCCUGGGGGAACCGGUGGCUCACCCGAUGGGGCGGGCGGUUCCAAGUUGCCUCCUGUUCUGGCCAAUCUUAUGGGAAGCAUGGGUGCCGGGAAGAGCCCCCAGGGUCCUGGAGGAGGAGGCAUCAAUGUGCAGGAGAUCCUCACCUCCAUCAUGGGUAGCCCUAACAGUCAUCCCUCAGAGGAACUGCUGAAGCAACCGGACUAUUCAGACAAGAUCAAGCAGAUGCUGGUGCCUCAUGGACUCUUAGGCCCUGGUCCCAUAGCCAAUGGUUUCCCACCGGGAGGCCCUGGGGGCCCCAAGGGCAUGCAGCACUUCCCCCCUGGGCCUGGCGGACCUAUGCCAGGUCCCCAUGGGGGCCCUGGGGGCCCUGGUGGGCCAGUGGGUCCACGUCUCCUGGGUCCCCCACCCCCUCCCCGGGGGGGUGAUCCCUUCUGGGAUGGCCCAGGUGACCCCAUGCGGGGUGGCCCGAUGCGUGGGGGACCAGGUCCGGGGCCAUACCAUAGAGGCCGUGGUGGCCGAGGCGGGAGUGAACCACCUCCUCCUCCUCCUCCAUUCCGAGGGGCCAGAGGAGGUCGCUCUGGAGGAGGACCUCCAAAUGGACGAGGGGGCCCUGGUGGGGGCAUGGUCGGAGGUGGUGGGCAUCGUCCCCAUGAAGGCCCUGGUGGAGGCAUGAGCAGUGGCAGCGGACAUCGUCCCCAUGAAGGCCCUGGCAGUGGCAUGGGCGGUGGGCAUCGCCCCCACGAAGGCCCUGGCGGUGGCAUGGGUGGUGGCAGUGGCCAUCGUCCUCAUGAAGGCCCUGGUGGAGGAAUGGGUGCUGGUGGUGGACAUCGGCCCCACGAAGGCCCUGGACAUGGGGGGCCCCAUGGCCACCGGCCUCAUGAUGGCCCUGGUCACCGAGGCCACGACCAUCGAGGGCCACCCCCUCACGAGCACCGUGGCCAUGACGGCCCUGGCCAUGGCGGAGGGGGCCACCGAGGGCAUGAUGGAGGCCACAGCCAUGGAGGAGACAUGUCAAAUCGCCCUGUUUGUCGACAUUUCAUGAUGAAGGGUAACUGCCGCUAUGAGAACAACUGUGCCUUCUACCACCCGGGUGUCAAUGGCCCCCCCCUGCCCUAGGGACCACCUGCCCGCCCCGCCCACACUCCUGUGGACUGCAGCCUUGCUCCUUCCACCCUUUUAUGGCUUCUGUGAGGCCCAUUUUCCCCUUUCCCCAGCUGAUGAGGAGCCGGCCCCCUCAGUGCCCACCUGCCUGGGUUCCUGGGGGUUUUCUGAUCACUGGUGCACAUUGAUGUACAUAUUUUCCUCCAGUAUGGGGAGGAGAGAGACUGGACACAUUCUGUACCCUGGACUGCUGAAGAGGAGACCCGGUUGGCUUCACUUUUUGAGAUUUGCCCUUUAUGCCAAGCGCCUCUCCGGUAUUACCCUUUAUGCCUGAGAACCUAAAGCUGGUUAUCCUGGAGAACACCUCUACUCUCCUCUUGUGGGUCCUCCACAUGCACACAGAACUCUGACACGGGAUCAGCUGCACUUAUGAAAUCAUCCCCGCCAAAUUCAUGCUUCCUCGUGGGGUGGGGAGAUGGUGAAAGGGGUAUUGUGUAUCCCACUGCACUGAGAGGACUCAAAUCAGGCUGGAUUUGAGUUCUGGAACACAUCAUCCCCACCCCUCCCCUGACACAGGCUUUACAUUGAGUCCUUACUCAAGUAAGACGUUGCAAUCUUCCGUGAACACCCAAGUUUGCAUCAUGGGUAUGCUAGGUUCAAUGAUGGCAAAUUCACAUCGGCAUCCGGUGAAAAGUUUUAGCUGGCAUAGGUGAGGCCACUGGUGGUGGUCCACCCUUGCCUGCAGCUCAUUCUGGAAAUUAAAACACUUCAGUGAGACCAGCUUUUCAACUGAAGCCCGGUGUGCUGGGCAUGCCAGUCACACUACAUGCACUGCCUCUGGGAGUUAGCGUGCUCCUGGCCCCCAUCUGGAACCUUGUGGGUGUGAGGCCUCCAGCUCCCUUGUCCUGUCAGCCACCUCUGAGUCCCCACCAGGUGCCUUCCUGGGUGGAUUCGAUAAGAUGACCUGCCCUCUCCCAGCCCUCUCCUUCACCUGUCUCAGCAUCAGUUGUUUUCUAUGAAAACAGUGGAUUGGUUGGGUUUUGUGCAGGGUCUUGGGUUAGAGCCACAAUGGAUUUGAGGAUGAGUAUUUUCUUUUUUCUUUUGGUUUUGUAUAUUUUGUACAUUAAUAAUAAACAGUGGAAAGAGAAGUAUUUAA
Mesoplodon densirostris (Blainville's beaked whale) is the source of this 4870-nucleotide messenger RNA. It is a transcript of the gene PPP1R10, whose product is annotated as protein phosphatase 1 regulatory subunit 10. The record is from RefSeq and is a predicted model, not a curated record. Gene Ontology annotation, cellular component: nucleus. The transcript has 20 exons. The coding region runs from base 1000 to 3729 and encodes 909 amino acids. NCBI's taxonomy places the organism in Eukaryota, Metazoa, Chordata, Mammalia, Artiodactyla, Ziphiidae. Gene Ontology annotation, molecular function: metal ion binding.